CGCCGCCUUCGGAGCAAGCGCCCGGUGGUUCCGGCUCCUCCUCCUCCUCCGCCUCCGCGGCCUGAGCCCCCACCCACCACCACCACCGCCACCACCACCAUGGUGCUGGAGUCGGUGGUCGCUGACCUGCUGAACCGCUUCCUGGGGGACUACGUGGAGAACUUGGAUAAAUCCCAGUUGAAGCUGGGCAUCUGGGGCGGCAAUGUGGCUUUAGAUAAUCUUCAGAUAAAAGAAAAUGCUCUGAGUGAAUUGAAUGUUCCUUUUAAAGUCAAAGCUGGACAGAUUGAUAAAUUAACUUUGAAGAUUCCUUGGAAAAACCUUUACGGAGAAGCGGUUGUUGCUACCUUAGAGGGAUUAUACCUGCUUGUUGUCCCUGGAGCAAGUAUUAAAUAUGAUGCUGAAAAAGAAGAAAAAUCUUUGCAGGACAGUAAACAGAAAGAGCUUUCCCGAAUUGAAGAAGCCCUUCAAAAAGCAGCAGAGAAAGAUAAGCCAAAAGAAGCAAAAAAGGAUACAUUUUUGGAAAAAUUGGCAACUCAAGUAAUAAAAAAUGUACAAGUAAAAAUCACAGACAUACACAUUAAAUAUGAAGAUGAUGUCACUGAUCCAAAACGACCUCUUUCAUUUGGUGUCACACUGGGAGAAUUCAGUCUUUUGACUACUAAUGAGCACUGGACUCCCUGCAUAUUAAAUGAAACAGAAAAAAUUAUAUACAAGCUUGUAAAACUUGAUAGUCUCAGUGCCUACUGGAAUGUGAACUGCUGCCUGUCUUACCAGAAAUCCAGGGAACAGAUCUUGGAACAGCUGAAAAAAGAGAUUCUUACGAGUAGAAAUACACCCCCAAACUAUCAGUACAUUUUCCAGCCGAUAUUGGCCUCUGCAAAACUCUACAUGAAUCCUUAUGCAGAAGCGGAGCUCAGAACACCCAAACUGGAUUGUAACAUAGAAGUUCAAAAUAUUGCCAUUGAACUGACCAAGCCUCAGUACUUAAGUAUGAUUGACUUUUUGGAAUCAGUGGAUUAUAUGUGUAGAAAUGCUCAUUAUAGGAAAUACAAACCUUAUUUACCACUCCAUACCAAUUGUCGACAAUGGUGGAAAUAUGCGAUUAAUUCUGUUCUUGAAGUUCAUAUAAGAAGGUGUACACAGAUGUGGUCUUGGAGUAACAUAAAAAAGCAUAGGCAGUUACUUAAGGAUUAUAAAAUGGCAUACAAAAACAAGCUAACCCAGACUAAAGUUCCAGAAGAAUUACAGAAACAAAUUCAGGACUUGGAGAAGAGUCUAGAUGUUUUUAAUAUCAUUUUAGCAAGGCAACAAGCACAUGUUGAGGUGAUUCGCUCUGGGCAAAAACUAGGGAAAAAGUCAUCUGAUACAGGAGAGAAGCGUGGAGGCUGGUUUAGUGGGUUUUGGGGGAAAAAAGAAUCUAAGAAAAAAGAUGAAGAAUCAUUGAUUCCUGAAACUAUUGAUGACUUCAUGACUUCAGAGGAAAAAGAUAAACUCUUCACUGCUAUUGGUUACAGUGAGAGCAGCUACAACUUAACUCUACCCAAGCAGUAUGUUGCCCAUAUAAUAACUCUGAAGCUAAUAAGCACCUCUGUCGUAAUCAGGGAAAACAAAAAUAUUCCAGAAAUAUUAAAGAUCCAGAUAAUUGGUCUGGGUACCCAAAUGUCUCAGCGACCAGGAGCUCAAGCCAUGAAGGUAGAAGCAAAAUUAGAACACUGGUAUAUAACAGGUCUGAGGCAACAAGAUAUUGUACCAUCCCUUGUAGCUUCAAUUGGUGACACUGCAUCAUCCUUGCUUAGAAUUGAGUUUGAAACCAAUCCAGAGAACAGUCCUGCUGACCAGACUCUAAUCGUUCAGUCUCAGCCUGUGGAGGUCAUCUAUGAUGCUAAAACCAUCAAUGCAGUGGUUGAAUUCUUCCAGUCAGAUAAGGGGUUGGAUCUGGAACAAAUAACAUCAGCUACUUUGACAAAGCUGGAAGAAAUUAAAGAAAGAACAGCUACAGGGCUCACACACAUUAUUGAAACUCGAAAAGUCCUUGAUUUAAGGAUAAACCUAAAACCUUCUUAUCUAAUAAUUCCACAGACAGGUUUUCACCAUGAAAAGUCAGCUCUUCUUAUUUUAGAUUUUGGUACAUUUGAGCUCAACAGUAAAGAUCAGGGUUUACAGAAGACUACUAAUUCAUCUCUGGAAGAAAUAAUGGAUAAAGCAUAUGAUAAGUUUGAUGUAGAAAUAAAAAGUGUGCAGCUACUUUUUGCAAGAGCAGAGGAAAACUGGAGAAAGUGCCGAUUCCAGCAUCCAUCAACUAUGCAUAUAUUGCAACCCAUGGAUAUCCAUGUUGAGUUGGCCAAGGCAAUGGUAGAAAAAGACAUUAGAAUGGCCAGAUUUAAAGUAUCAGGAGGACUUCCUUUGAUGCAUGUGAGAAUUUCUGAUCAGAAGAUGAAAGAUGUCCUGUGUUUGAUUAACAGUAUACCUUUGCCACAGAAAUCAUCUGCCCUUUCUCCAGAGAGACAGGUAUCAUCAAUUCCUGUUAUUUCAGUUGGGACAAAAGGUUUACUUGACACCUCAUUAUUACUGGAUGGCAUGGAAUCAGAGUCUGAUGAUGAGUAUUUUGAUGCUGAAGAUGGAGACUCACAGAUUGCUAAAAGUGUAAAAGGGUCAGAACUAAAGAAGGCUGCAGAGGUUCCAAAUGAGGAACUCAUUAAUCUUCUUCUCAAGUUUGAAAUUACAGAAGUGAUCUUGGAAUUUACCAAACAACAGAAAGAAGAAGAGACAAUUCUAGUCUUUAAUGUUGCUCAGUUAGGAACAGAGGCUACAGUGAGAACAUUUGACUUAACUGCAGUGUCCUAUUUAAGGAAAAUCAACUUGGAUUACCAUGAAAUUCAAGGAUCCAGAAAGAAGCCCAUUCACUUGAUUAGCUCUUCUGACACACCUGGAUUAGAUCUUUUAAAAGUAGAGUAUAUUAAGGCUGAUAAGAAUGGACCCAGUUUUCAAACUACUUUUGAAAAAACAGAACAAACAUUUAAGGUGGCCUUUUCAUCUUUAAAUCUGUUGCUACAAACACAAGCUCUUCUCUCCUCCCUUAACUACCUGACUACCAUUAUUCCAUCAGAUGGUCAGAGCAUGGGAGCUGCCAAGGAAGUACAGAGUUCAGCUGAUAAGCAAACCAACUUGCCUCUGCAGAAAGUGAUGAUAUCUGCCCAAGAUAGUGACAUUAUUGGCUUUAGAUUGUUUGCCAAGUUGAAUGCUUUCUGUGUCACUGUUUGUGAUGAGAAGAUUAAUAUUGCUGAAAUCAAGAUUCAAGGCCUCAAUUCCUCCCUUUCUCUUCAAUCAAAGAAGCAAUCACUUUUUGCCAGACUGGAAAAUAUUGUUGUCACAGAUGUUGACCCAAAGACAGUUCAUAAAAAAGCUGUGUCAAUAGUGGGAAAUGAAGUUUUCCGCUUUAACUUGGAUUUGUAUCCAGACGCCACUGCAGGGGAUUCCUACACUGACAUGUCCAAAGUGGAUGGUGUGGUGUCAUUGAAUGUUGGCUGUAUUCAGAUCGUCUAUCUUCAUAAAUUCCUUACUUCUCUUUUGAACUUCCUGAACAAUUUCCAGACAGCCAAAGAGGCUCUAAGUGCUGCCACUGCCCAGGCUGCAGAGAAGGCUGCCACCAGUGUGAGGGACCUUGCACAGAGGAGUUUCCGCGUCUCUGUGAAUAUUGACUUGAAAGCACCGGUGAUCAUCAUUCCACAGUCUUCUCUUUCUACCAAUGCCAUGGUAGUAGAUCUUGGACUAAUCCAAGUUCAAAACCAGUUCAGUCUGGUAUCUGGUGAAGACUCUUUAAAUCCUCCAGUAAUUGAUAGAAUGGACGUGCAGCUCACAAAACUUAAGCUUUCUAGGACAGUGAUGCAGGCAAGCAGUUCCCACCCUGAUAUUCAGCUCUUGCAGCCAAUUAACUUGCAGUUUUGUGUAAAUCGGAAUCUAGCGGCACCCUGGUACCACAAGGUACCCGUUGUAGAAAUUAAAGGACAUCUUGAUUCAAUGAAUGUUUGCCUAAAUCAAGAAGAUAUUAAUCUUUUAUUUAGAAUACUAGCAGAAAAUCUUGGUGAGGCUACUGAAGACUUGGAUAAAAUGAAACCAAGACUACAAGAGACAGGUGAAAUUAAAGAACCCUGUGAAGUCUCUGUGUCACAAGACAUGCAUGCUUCACAAGACUUUCCAACAGCUGCAGUAGAAGAAAGCAAAUCUGUAGACAUCAUUAAUAUAUUGCUGAAUUUUGAAGUUAAAGAGGUUGUAGUUACUCUGAUGAAAUCGGCAGAAAAGAAAGGAAGACCUAUACAUGAACUAAAUAUCCUCCAGCUUGGAAUGGAAGCUAGACUGAGAACCUAUGACAUGACUGCUAAAGCGUAUCUGAAAAAAGUUAGUAUGCAGUGCUUUGACUUCACUGACUCUAAAGGGGAGCCUGUCCACAUUGUGAACUCCUCUAAUGUGACCAAUGAACCCCUCCUGAAAAUGUUGCUCACCAAGGCAGACAGUGAUGGGCCAGAAUUUAAGACGAUUCAUGACAAUACCAAACAGAGACUUAAGGUGUCAUUUUCAUCCUUAGACUUAGUUCUUCAUUUGGAAGCUUUACUUUCUCUUAUGGAUUUUUUGUCAUCUGCUGUUCCAUCUUCUGAAUCAUCUUCUUUUGAGAAGGAGUCUGAGAUGAAACCACUCACAGGAGAGUCCAGAAGUAUUGCCAUCAAAGCUGGUACUAGUGCAUCUACCACCAUUUCUAAAGAGGAUAUAUUUGAUCUGAAGGUCACAGCUGAGUUAAGUGCAUUUAAUGUCUUUGUUUGUGACCAGAAGUGUAACAUAGCAGACAUUAAAAUACAUGGAAUGAAUACCUCUGUUUCUGUGAAGUCAAAACAGACUGAUGUGUUUGCCAGACUUCAGAAUAUCAUAGUUAAGAAUGCUGACUUGCUGUCUAUUCACAAAAAGGCUGUCUCUAUUUUGGGAGAUGAAGUCUUCAGGUUCCAUAUGACUCUCUAUCCCAAUGCCACAGAAGGCGAGGCCUAUACUGAUAUGUCUAAAGUGGAUGGCAAACUUAGCCUCAAAGUGGGUUGUAUUCAGAUUGUUUAUGUUCAUAAAUUCUUCAUGUCUCUUUUGAACUUCCUCAACAAUUUCCAAGCUGCCAAAGAAGCUUUGAGUGCAGCCACAGCCCAGGCUGCAGAAAGAGCUGCUUCCAGCAUGAAGGACUUGGCUCAGAAGAGUUCCCGCCUCCUGAUGGACAUUCAUUUGAAAGCCCCUGUGAUUAUCAUUCCUCAGUCUUCAGUGUCAGCUAAUGCUGUUAUAGCAGAUCUGGGUUUAAUCAGAGUUGAAAACAACUUUAGCUUGGUUCCUAUAGAGAAUUAUUCUCUUCCCCCAGUCAUUGACAAAAUGAAUAUCCAACUCACUCAGUUGAAGCUGUCCAGAACUAUUUUGCAGAAUGAUUUGUCACAGCCUGACGUUGAAAUUUUAAAGCCAGUCAACAUGCUUUUGUCCAUUCAACGAAAUUUAUCAGCAACAUGGUAUAUGCAAAUUCCAGGGAUGGAAAUAACAGGAAAACUAAAACCUAUGAAGGUUGCUCUCAGUGAAGAUGACUUAACAGUUUUAAUGAAAAUUUUGUUGGAAAAUCUUGGAGAGGCUUCCUCACAGCCAAGUCCUACACAGUCUGCACAGGAGGCUAUACGAGUGAGAAAAGACAUUCCCAGUGGGCCUGACUAUCUCAAAGAACAAGAUUUGACAAACUCCAAGCCCUCUGUGGACCACAACAUUACUCUUCAAUUUGACUUUCAUUUUGAAUCCCUUUCUGUUAUCCUUUAUAACAGUGAUAUCAACCAGGAGUCCACACUUACAUUUCAUAAUGACAGUUUCCGUCUUGGUGAACUCACACUACACCUGAUGGCCUCUUCAGGGAAGAUGUUCAAGGAUGGCUCACUGGAUGUUAGUCUGAAACUUAGGACAUGCACCCUUGAUGAUCUCAGAGAAGGAAUUGAGAGAGCAACAUCAAGGAUGAUUGACAAAAAGGAUGACCAAGAUAACAACCGUUCUAUGAUUGAUAUAAGUUACAAGCAAGAUAGAAAUGGAAGUCAAAUUAAUGCUGUUCUUGACAAGCUAUAUGUAUGUGCCAGUGUGGAGUUUCUGAUGACUGUGGCAGAUUUCUUCAUCAGAGCUAUGCCUCAGAGUCCAGAAAAUAUGGCAAAAGAAAUACAGAUCCCAUCAAAACAGACUGCCCCUGGGAAAGCAAAGACAGAGAAAGAUGAUUCUGUAAGGCCAAAUAUGACUUUGAAAGCCAUGAUCAUAGAUCCAGAAGUGGUAUUUGUUGCCAACCUGACAAAAGCCGAUGCUCCUGCUCUAACAGCCUCCUUCCAGUGUAACCUCUCUCUGUCAACGUCCAAACUUGAGCAGAUGAUGGAAGCUUCUGUGAGAGACCUGAAAGUGCUUGCUUGCCCUUUUCUCAGAGAAAAGAGAGGGAACAACAUCACCACAGUCUUACAGCCCUGUUCUUUAUUUAUGGAAAAAUGUUCAUGGGCCUCAGGAAAACAAAACAUAAAUAUUAUGGUUAAAGAAUUUGUAAUUAAGAUUUCACCCAUAAUUCUUAAUACUGUGAUGACAAUUAUGGCUGCUAUGUCACCAAAAGCAAAAGAAGACGAAUCAAAAGACACAUCUGAGGAAUUGGAAAAUCUUUGGGGCAUCAGAUCUAUUAAUGAUUACAAGUCUUGGUUUCUUGGUGUUGAUGUGGCAACAGAAGUAACAGAACAUUUCAGAGACAUUGAGCAUCCGAUGAUAGAGGAAAACUGCGCAGUUUCUGUGGAGUCCAUUCAAGUUACCUUAGAGUGUGGACUUGGGCAUCGAACUGUACCUUUAUUAUUGGCAGAAUCUAAGUUUUCAGGAAAUAUCAAAAAUUGGACUUCCUUGAUGAAUGCUGCUGCUGACAUGACGCUGCAGGUUAAUUAUUACAAUGAGAUCCAUGCUGUCUGGGAGCCACUGAUUGAGAGAGUGGAAGGGAAGAGACAGUGGAAUUUAAGGCUUGAUGUCAAGAAGAACCCGAUCCAAGAUAAAAGUUUGAUGCCAGGAGAUGAUUUUAUUCCUGAGCCACAAGUGGCAAUUCAAAUUUCUUCAGGAGAUACAAUGAACAUAACAAUAUCCAAAAGUUGUCUUAAUGUUUUCAACAAUUUAGCAAAAGGUUUUUCAGAGAGUGCUGCUUCUACUUUUGACUACACGUUAAAAGACAGAGCUCCUUUUACAGUAAAAAAUGCUAUAGGUAUUCCCAUUACAGUGCAGCCCAAUCGUAAUCUCAGGGUAAUGGGCUCCUCUGAGAAAAGUGAUGUUUACGCGGUGGACGUUGCUCGUGAUUUGGAGCUGGAAUAUGCUAGUGUGGAGCCUUCACAGCAGGGAAAGCUGUCCACACUGAGCCGUCAAGAAAGCUCCUUCUUCACUUUCACCUUUGUACCACAUGGAUAUACAGAAGUUGCAAAUAUCCCUGUUGCCAGACCCGGAAGGCGAUUGUAUAAUGUGCGGAAUCCCAAUGCUAGUCACUCAGACUCAGUUUUGGUACAGAUUGAUGCAGCUGAAGGGAACAAAGUGAUCACCCUCCGCUCCCCUCUGCAGAUUAAAAACCAUUUCUCUAUCGCAUUUACCAUCUAUAAAUUUGUUAAGAAUGUUAAGCUAUUAGAGCCCAUUGGAGUAGCCAGACCUGAGGAAGAGUUCCAUGUUCCAUUGGAUUCAUACAGAGGCCAAUUGUUUGUUCAGCCAUCUGGAACCUUAGCGCAUCAGUACAAACCAUCCACCACCUACAUCUCCUGGAAGGAAGAACUUCACCGGAGCACAGAGGUCCGAGGCGUGUUGCAGUGCCCUUCAGUGGAAGUCAACUUCUUGCCCCUCAUCGUGAAUACCAUUGCUCUGCCUGAUGAGUUAAGCUACAUCAGUACCCAUGGGGAGGACUGGGAUCCAGCUUACAUUAUCCAUCUUUAUCCUCCUCUAACAUUGCGAAACCUCCUCCCAUAUUCCCUAAGAUAUUUACUUGAGGGAACAGCUGAAACUCAUGAGCUAGCAGAAGGCAGUGCUGCUGAUGUUCUACAUUCAAGAAUCAGUGGAGAAAUUAUGGAAUUAGUCUUGGUGAAAUACCUGGGUAAAAACUGGAAUGGACACUUCCGCAUAUGCGAUACACUUCCGGAAUUCUUUCUUGUGUGUUUUUCCUCUGACUCUGCAGAAGUGAUGACAGUUGACCUGUCAGUGCAUGUCAGGAGAAUUGGCAGCCGAAUGGUGCUGUCUGUCUUUAGUCCCUACUGGUUAAUCAACAAAACUUCUCGUGUUCUCCAGUAUCGUUCAGAAGAUAUUCAUGUGAAACAUCCGGCUGAUUUUAGGGACAUCAUUUUAUUCUCUUUUAAGAAGAAGAACAUAUUUAGUAAAAAUAAGGUACAAUUAAAAAUUUCAACUAGUACCUGGUCCAAUAGUUUCUCAUUGGAUACAGUGGGAAGUUAUGGCUGUGUGAAGUGUCCUGCCAACAACAUGGAAUACCUGGUUGGUGUCAGCAUCAAAAUGAGCAGCUUCAAUCUCUCCAGAAUAGUCACUUUGACCCCUUUCUGUACCAUUGCAAACAAGUCCUCCUUUGAACUUGAAGUUGGGGAGAUUGCCUCUGAUGGCUCCAUACCGACCAACAAAUGGAACUAUGUUGCUUCCUCAGAGUGCCUUCCAUUUUGGCCUGAAAAUUUGUCAGGCAAACUCUGUGUGAGAGUGGUGGGCUGUGAAGGAUCUUCCAAACCAUUCUUUUAUAACCGACAGGAUAAUGGCACUUUAUUGAGCUUAGAGGACCUGAAUGGAGGUAUCUUGGUGGAUGUAAACAUUGCUGAGCACUCAACUGUCAUUACUUUUUCUGAUUACCAUGAGGGUUCUGCCCCUGCCCUGAUAAUGAACCAUACACCAUGGGCCAUCCUCACAUAUAAACAAAGUGGGUCACAGGAGGAAGUGGACUUGCCCCCAAGGAAAGCUCGGCUUUUUGCCUGGGCUGAUCCUACUGGAACCCGAAAACUUACAUGGAGAUAUGCGACACAUCUUGGGGAACAUGACCUGUUAAAGGAUGAAUGUGGCCAGUUUCCAUACGAUGCAAACAGCCAGAUACACUGGGUUUCAUUCCUUGAUGGACGCCAGAGAGUUCUGCUUUUCACAGAUGAUGUUGCCUUGGUUUCCAAAGCACUACAGGCAGAAGAAAUGGAACAGGCCAAUCAUGAAAUAACCUUGUCUCUCCACAGUCUUGGGCUCUCACUGGUUAACAAUGACAACAAGCAGGAAGUUUCCUAUAUUGGAAUCACCAGUUCUGGUGUUGUUUGGGAGAUGAAACCAAAACAGAAGUGGAAGCCUUUUAGUCAAAAGCAGAUAAUCUUACUGGAACAGUCCUAUCAGAAGUACCAAGUGUCAGAAGAUCGUGGCUGGAUUAAGUUGGAUAAUAAUUUUGAGGUCAAUUUUAAUAAAGUUCCAAUGGAAAUGCGCCUCCCUAUUAGAUGUCCUAUUAAGCGGGAUUUUUUAUCAGGAAUUCAGGUUGAAUUUAAGCAGUCUCCUCAUCAGAGAAGCUUAAGAGCAAGAUUAUACUGGCUUCAGGUUGAUAAUCAGUUACCAGGUACAAUGUUCCCUGUUGUUUUUCAUCCUGUAGCUCCUCCAAAGUCUAUUGCUUUGGAUUCAGAGCCUAAACCUUUCAUUGACGUGAGUGUGAUUACAAGAUUCAACGAAUACAGUAAAGUCUUACAGUUCAAGUAUUUUAUGGUCCUCAUUCAGGAAAUGGCCUUAAAAGUUGAUCAAGGGUUUCUGGGAGCUGUGAUCUCACUGUUUACUCCAGCAAGUGACCCGGAAGCUGAAAGAAAACGGACAAAGUUAAUUCAGCAAGAUAUUGAUACACUAAACACAGAAUUAAUGGAGACUUCAAUGACUGAUAUGUCAAUUCUUAGUUUCUUUGAACAUUUCCAUAUAUCUCCUGUUAAGUUACAUUUGAGUCUGUCUUUGGGUUCUGGAGGUGAGGAAUCAGACAAAGAAAAGCAGGAAAUGAUUGCGAUUCAUUCUGUCAACCUACUGUUGAAAAGCAUAGGUGCUACUUUGACUGACGUGGAUGACCUUAUAUUCAAACUUGCUUAUUAUGAAAUUCGAUACCAGUUUUACAAGAGGGACCAGCUCAUGUGGAGUGUUGUUAGGCAUUACAGUGAGCAGUUCUUGAAACAGAUGUAUGUCCUUGUGUUGGGCUUAGAUGUGCUUGGAAACCCAUUUGGAUUAAUCAGAGGUCUGUCUGAAGGAGUUGAAGCAUUGUUCUAUGAACCCUUUCAGGGUGCUGUUCAAGGUCCGGAAGAAUUUGCUGAAGGAUUAGUGAUUGGUGUAAGAAGUCUCUUUGGGCACACAGUAGGUGGUGCAGCAGGUGUUGUAUCUCGAAUCACUGGCUCUGUUGGGAAAGGACUGGCAGCAAUUACAAUGGACAAGGAAUACCAACAGAAAAGGAGAGAAGAGAUGGGUCGGCAGCCUAAAGACUUUGGAGACAGCCUGGCCAGAGGAGGAAAAGGUUUCCUGAGAGGAGUUGUUGGUGGGGUGACUGGAAUAAUAACCAAACCUGUGGAAGGUGCCAAAAAGGAAGGGGCUGCAGGCUUCUUUAAGGGAAUUGGAAAAGGACUUGUGGGCGCUGUGGCACGUCCAACUGGCGGAAUCAUAGACAUGGCCAGCAGUACUUUUCAAGGCAUUCAAAGGGCAGCAGAGUCAACUGAGGAAGUGUCCAGCCUCCGGCCACCUCGCCUCAUCCACGAGGAUGGCAUCAUUCGUCCUUAUGACAGGCAGGAAUCGGAGGGCUCGGACUUGUUUGAGCAAGAACUGGAAAAACAGGAGUAAAUGUUUCCUAUACUACUGCUUGAUUUCAUCCCUAAAACUCAAAACAAACUGUGGUAUUGACUGUGCGUGAAUUAGAUUGAGAGUCAGUUUUAAUGAAAUUUUCUUUAAACUCUCACUCUGACUGAGCUUUUAUAGUAGUGGCUUGGCUACAAAUGAAAAUGGUACCAUAUCCGAUAGUACUGCACAGGACUGAGAGAUAAGAGUAAAACACUCAAGGAUGCAGGAAAUCAGCUCUUCUCCAUUUUCCACUUCAUACUUUCACUGUCAGUUUGUAAAUUUCAUCUUUUCUUGUGUUUAUGCGUAUUUCAGGUAAAGCUGAAAAGCAAAGAAAUAUCCAAUCUGGUGAAUGUCUUCUUUACAUUUGUGAGUCCUAAUGAUGGACUUACAGAUUUCUGCCUCCCACUUCACACUUAAAUGUUUUCAGUUGUGUAACUAUUUACCAAGGUUUGUGUUUUAAAAACUGACAGGUCAGUUGCUCUGAAACUGCCCUUUCAGACCUCAGAUAAGAGUUGGCACAUGAGAGUUGGCCCUUCAGUCUCUUAUUUUUUCUUCUUCAGUCCCUUAGUACUAUUGCUAAAUAAGUAACAGUAAUUUUAUAAGGAUAUUACAUACUUUGUAAGCCUUGAGCAUUUAUGCUUUCCAAACAUCAAGUCUCCAUAUUGGUUAUAUUUAUUUCAUAACUAUUAGUUUUAAUAGAAGUAGAACAUGUUUAAUUAGCAAGUUAUUUAUGUGGGCAACUGAAUAUGUUUUUCUUAAAAAUUGUUUGCAAUUUUAAAUCCUUAAGGAAGAUUCAUCUUAAUGAGAAAAUAAUUACAAAUUACCAUUUUGAAAUUAGUGUCCUCAUAGUUCUCAAAAUAAGCUAUAUUUUAAUUUCCAAUUUUAUAAAUGAUGCAAAUGUUUUGUUUGAUUUGACAGUAUUUAUAAUUUCCCCUAAAACUGAGACCAAAGCACAAACUUGAUUUCUAAUAUAUUAUAUAUUGUGUUGAAGACAGUGGAACUGCUAACAUGCAUCUGUCCAGUUGGAUUAUAUACUUUUGUCGAAAUGACUGAUUGAAUGUUUCACAUUUAAACAAGCACUUUAAAGAAAAAAAGGACAUUCAAAGACCAGACUGUUGAGGCUUUAGGAAAGAGAAGACUUCGGUCCUUAGAGAAUGGAGCUCAGUGGUUGAGGGACUGCCUGGCAUGGUAAAGCGCUGGGCUCUAGCUCAGUACCACCAAAAAGAAAAAAGAAGGAAAAUGAGAAAGAGAGGAAGAGAAAAGAAGGAAGGAAAGAAAAAAAGAGAAAGACUGUACUUAAAUUACAACAAGACACGUAAAUGUUGAAAGUACCUGACAAACUUUUUGUGUGCCUGAAUAAUGGAGGGUAGCCAAAUGUGUACAGUUUUCUAUGAGAAUCAAGCACAAUAACUAAUCCAAGAUGCUGCCUUCUCAGUCACAAUUAAUAACUGCCCUUCCUAAGAUUCUUGGGUAAAAGUAAUGUUUUUAAUUUUCCUGGAUAUACUGUUUUUAAUGAGACUUAACUUUUAGGAACUUCUGGUAACUUAAGAUUUUUGUUCUUCCUGUUUACUUUUUGCUUAUUGAGCUUCUUACCUUUGCUUUGUGAUUUCUGUUUUAACAACUUUAUGUCAGUAAGCACAAAACUUCAUGAAACUAUUAUUUUAGUUAAACACAGUCAUGUGCUUUCUUAGUUUCUAUGAAGAUUACACACCUUUUAGUUUUACUGCAGUUUUAUUAUAAUUACUGGAAGAAGUAGAACAUAUAUUUCUGAGUGGAUUAGGUCGUUUUUCCCAUGGGUGAAAAUGUAGGUGUUGAUAAUUGAGGAAUUUAGACUAUUUUUCUCCCUUGCCAAUCUUGAUAUCAUCAGUUAGUUGAGUAAAAAGUAUUUAUUAUUUAGACUGCUCAAUACACAAAAGAAAACAGACUUCUGUCCUUAUGGGACCAAACUUAACAAAACUUGGAAAUAUUGAAGCGUCCUAGAACAUUAAAUUAUGUUAUCUUAGCCUUUACUUUAAAAUAGAUAUAUCCCAAUUUAUUUGGGGAUGUUUUGAUCCCUAUUUUCUCCCAAAUAGUCCUCUGUAUUCUUUAAUACUCAGUUUUGAGAAUACUAAAUCACAUACAAUAUUUUCAUAGAAUAUAUACCUUUUAGUCUUCUAGGCUAAUUACUAUUUAUAUACUA
Molecule: messenger RNA, 13033 nt
Organism: Perognathus longimembris pacificus (Pacific pocket mouse)
Lineage: Eukaryota; Metazoa; Chordata; Mammalia; Rodentia; Heteromyidae
Gene: Vps13c
Product: vacuolar protein sorting 13 homolog C
Exons: 80
Coding region: 100-10857 (3585 amino acids)
Biological process (GO): mitochondrion organization; protein targeting to vacuole; protein retention in Golgi apparatus
Cellular component (GO): extrinsic component of membrane
Source: RefSeq, a predicted model, not a curated record